Molecule: messenger RNA, 342 nt
Organism: Lactuca sativa (garden lettuce)
Lineage: Eukaryota; Viridiplantae; Streptophyta; Magnoliopsida; Asterales; Asteraceae
Source: RefSeq, a predicted model, not a curated record
AUGGCAUCUUCUUCAACUUCAUUCGUUCACAAGAGCUUUAAGUAUGAUGUGUUUUUGAGUUUUAGGGGUGAAGACACCCGUACGAACUUCGUUGAUCAUCUUUAUCAAGCUCUUAAACAAAAAAGCAUUCAUACUUACAAGGACGACCAUAGAAUCAAAAAAGGGAAAAACAUUAGUGAUGAGCUUAUCAGAUCCAUUGAAGACUCAAAAUUCUACAUCAUUGUUUUCUCCAAGAACUAUGCCUCUUCAUUUUGGUGUUUGGAUGAACUUGUUAAGAUAAUGAAGUGUCACAGGAGUAUGGAGCAUACUGCUUAUCCCCUCUUCUAUGAUGUGGAACCUUAG